This is a messenger RNA of Tympanuchus pallidicinctus (lesser prairie-chicken), 1538 nucleotides long. RefSeq names its product chordin like 2 (gene CHRDL2). Bases 208 to 1509 code for a protein of 433 amino acids. Lineage: Eukaryota; Metazoa; Chordata; Aves; Galliformes; Phasianidae. The record is from RefSeq and is a predicted model, not a curated record. Gene Ontology annotation, molecular function: protein binding. The transcript is spliced from 11 exons.
UCACCGAUACCGAGACAUCGCUGUGCUCCGGGCAUCACCUUUCCAUCUGGGCAUCCCCAGCAUUGACACCGGGACAGCCCCGAGCACCGGCACCGGGGAGCAGCACCGGGACAUCGGUUAGCCACACCGCAGCAGCCGGGCUGUGACAGCACAGCACCCACCGAGAACAGGGACCGAAGCUCCCCGGGCACCGACCGCCGGGCUGAGAUGCUCCCCGGCGCGGGUCCCCUCGCUUUCCUCCUCCGGUGUCUGCUGCUGCUCUUCGCCUCCGAGAGCCGAGCACGGGCUCGGCCAGAUAUGUUCUGCGACUUCAAUGGCAAGAAGUACAGCCCAGGUGAGAGCUGGCACCCCUACCUGGAGCCGCAGGGGUUGAUGUACUGCAUCCGCUGCAGCUGCUCUGAGAAUGGCAACACGAGGUGCUAUCGGAUCCAGUGCCCUGCUCUGCAAUGUGCCAGCCCCGUCACGGACCCCCAGCAGUGCUGCCCACGGUGUCUCGAGCCAAAUUCCCCUUCUGGUCUCCGAGCACCUGUCAGAUCCUGCCAGUACAAUGGGACAACGUACCAGCAAGGAGAGAUGUUCACCACCAGUGAGCUCUUCCCCAGCCGCCAGCCCAACCAGUGUGUGCAGUGUAGCUGCUCUGAAGGCCAGAUUUACUGUGGCUUGGUGACCUGCCCAGAGCUGCUGUGCUCCAAUCCCCUAACCGUGCCAGAUUCCUGCUGCCAGGUCUGCAAAGAUGGCUCCUAUGAGAAGUCUUCGGAAGAGGAACCCCUGCAGUUAAACAGAGGUGUUAGGCACUCACAAGACCAGUGCUUGGGGGAAGCAAUGAACAGAAAGCCACCUGGAGCCACCGCAUCCACCGUGCUCAGUUCCUCGCUGGAGUUCAUCCCCAGGAGCUUCAAACCCAAGGGGGGAGGUGGCACCACCGUGAAGAUCGUUUUGAAAGAGAAGCACAAGAAAGCCUGUGUUUACAAUGGGAAGACCUACUCCCAUGGAGAAGUGUGGCACCCCGUCUUCCGGCUCUAUGGGCUCCUGCCCUGCAUCCUGUGCACCUGCAGGGAUGGUGUCCAGGACUGCCAGAAGAUCACAUGCCCCAAGGAGUAUCCGUGUGACUCUCCGGAAAAAGUAGAUGGGAAGUGCUGUAAAAUAUGUCCAGAAACCAGAGUCAAACCCACUGAUGAAAUCAUCACUGAGAGAUGUGGCAAGACCCCCAACCACGUCCUGGUGUACAUGUUUGUGCCACCGAGCUCCGAGAACUCCAAGGAGAUCCUGAGGACAGUCGCUAUAGAGAAGGAGCUCACGGAAGAGGUGGAAAUCUAUAACUGGAAGCUGAUUAAAGGGAUAUUUCACUUGAUCCAAACCAAGAAGAUCAGCAAGCAGGAAUUCAAGCAAGAAGCACAGAACUUCAGGCUGAUCACCAGGACGAAUGAAGGUCACUGGAACAUCUUCCAAGCCCAGACAUCAGAGCUGAGGAUGACAGAGAGCCCAGAGAAAGAAACAAAGAACUUGUAAAGAAGAAAAAAAAAGAAAAAAAGAAAUAA